This is a messenger RNA of Cydia fagiglandana, 1039 nucleotides long. RefSeq lists its product as uncharacterized. The record is from RefSeq and is a predicted model, not a curated record. Lineage: Eukaryota; Metazoa; Arthropoda; Insecta; Lepidoptera; Tortricidae. The transcript is spliced from 8 exons. Bases 93 to 1034 code for a protein of 313 amino acids.
GCACAAAUCGUUUAAACGUAUUGUUAAUAUUAUUUAAUAUCGAAAGAAUGAUGUGAAAAGGUGUAAAAGUAUCAUGUAAUUAUAAUUAUAUCAUGUACCUACUGCAAUUUCUGGUGGGUACCUAUCUAUUUACAGAUGCGGCACUUUUCGCCCCCGACCCCGCCCCUCAUGAGAUCUUAUGUGAACCGUAUGUAGUCACAUACACAGAUAUAUAUUACAGACUGAAAGUAUCUUUUCGUCCGGUAAAUUUUCCGACUAAGGGCUUAGAUAGUGUAUUAGUCGUGUACUCUAAAGGUAAAAAUGGAGAGAUAAUUAAGAAAUAUGAAAUAAAAAAAUCUGAAGAUCCCGAUAAAGUUAUCAAUAUUGAACAAGUUGUCGGAAGUGGUUGGGACAAUUGUUAUAUCGGAUAUUGUGUAUACAGCGAGGCGAAAAUGAAUUGCAACCUUUACGCAGACGAUUUAAGGGAUAUUAUCAAGCUAGAAUACUCCAAGACGAAAUUACAUACUCGUAGUGACUGCACGGCGGAGCAUCAAUGUAUAAUUAAUCUAGAUCGGAAUAAACACUGCCUAACCCACCGAGGUGACGAGCCAUCAGGUUUACCAGGACGCAACUCCUCGCCAAUCCAGCUGCCGACCACGAAUCUGCCAUUUAAUGUGAUCCCAUCAAACCCACCCAUCACACACCAAGACUCAGACGGCAUAAACUAUGAAACUUCAACACCGGGGCAAGAUAAUCCCAACCCAACGCCGAAGCCAGUAGAACUAGACACUCCACAAGGAGAUAAAGCCUUCCCAGGUCAUGGUCUGAUAUGGGGUAUGGCGCUGGGCGGAGCAGCGUUACUGUCGAUAUUAGCCGUUGUCUGGAGACGACGCAAGGGGGCGCUGGUGGAGACAGAAGAAAACAAUUAUGCGACGGCUGCAGAACUGACAUACGCAGUGUUGGACUUACGCGAAAGUGGCGCCACCACGGGCAACACAAACACGACGCCUUAUGCUGAAAUCGUUGGCGUCUAUAACCCUAAUAAAAGAAACUAAAUUUA